Cornus florida is the source of this 2214-nucleotide messenger RNA. RefSeq lists its product as uncharacterized. NCBI's taxonomy places the organism in Eukaryota, Viridiplantae, Streptophyta, Magnoliopsida, Cornales, Cornaceae. The record is from RefSeq and is a predicted model, not a curated record. Gene Ontology annotation, cellular component: chloroplast thylakoid membrane; chloroplast envelope. The transcript is spliced from 7 exons. The coding region runs from base 111 to 1400 and encodes 429 amino acids.
GGGUUUAGUUACACAUAAUUUGUAUCUUCAUCUGCAUUUGCUCUGCUUGCCUCUCUCUCUUGCUCUCCAAACUGUAACAAAGCUUUCUCUCUCUCUCUCCAUCAACUGCCAUGAGUAAUCUGUUGGGAUUCGAAACAUCUAUAACCACGACCAUCACUCUCUUUCCUUUCAAUGCUGAAUUACCCCAAGCAACUCCCAAAAUACCCACCAUAUCCUCUUCAUCCCUCUUCUCACCUUCCAGACACACCCAUACCACCAAGCCAAGAAGAACGAUUCCCACCUUCAGACCCAGAACUGUCCUUACUUCAAUCACAACCGGACUUCUAGCGAGUAGUAUGGCUACUCCACAAAUGGAGGGGCAAGUUGAGGUUGAAGUUGCUGAGGGGUGUACAAUUACCCAAUUUUGUGAUAAGAUUAUUGAUGUGUUCAUGAAUGAGAAACCCAAGCCAAAAGAGUGGAGGAAGUACUUAGUGUUCAGGGAGGAGUGGAACAAAUAUAGGAAUAGCUUCUAUAAUCGCUGCCAAACCCAGGCUGACGCCGAAAAUGAUUCUGAAAUGAAGCAAAAAUUAAUUGCACUAGCAAGAAAAGUGAAGAAGAUUGAUGAUGAAAUGGAAACAUAUACUGAACUUCUUAAGGUGUUACAAGAUAGCCCCAUGGAUGUAAAUGCAAUCGUUGCAAGCCGGCGCAAAGAUUUUACUGGUGAAUUUUUCCGUCAUCUAAGGUUGCUUUCAGAAACCCAUGACAGCUUGGAGGACCGAGAUGCGGUGGCAAGGCUUGGGGCUAGAUGCUUGUCUGCAGUUUCUGCCUAUGAUAAUACACUGGAGAUAGUGGAUACACUAGACGUUGCCCAAGCCAAAUUUGACGAUAUCCUAAACUCUCCUUCAGUGGACGUGGCAUGUGAAAAGAUUAAGAAUCUUGCUAAGGCAAAGGAACUUGACUCUUCUUUAAUCUUAUUAAUAAACAGUGCUUGGGCUGCAGCGAAGGAGUCGACAACCAUGAAGAAUGAGGUGAAGGACAUUAUGUAUCGUUUAUACAAAGCCACAAAGAGUAGUAUAAGGAGCAUAGCACCAAAAGAAAUAAAGCUACUUAAGUAUUUGCUGAACAUCACAGACCCUGAAGAGCGAUUCUCAGCAUUGGCCACUGCCUUCUCCCCAGGGAAUGAACACGAAGCUAGAGACCCUAAUGCUAUAUACACAACUCCCAAGGAGCUGCACAAGUGGAUAAAGAUCAUGCUUGACGCAUACGAUCUUCACAAAGAAGACACUGACAUUAGGGAAGCCAAGCAGAUGACUCAACCUAUCGUGAUCCAGAGGCUCUUCAUCCUUAAGGAGACAAUUGAAGAGGAAUACUUGGAACAAGGCAUUAAAUCUGAAAAAGACACCAAUUCAGAGGAGUUGUAAAUUGUAAGAGGCUUUGGAAUAUUUAACUGGUUGCGCCGGCGAUGUUAAUUCGAAGUACUGCAUUUCAUCAGCAUUUUCUGUAACGAAUGGGAAGUGUAUAUAGUUAGUGGCUGAGGAUAAGUGUGUCUACUCGUGGGAACUCCAGACAAGGAAAAUUGUUCAAAAAUUGGAAUGUAACACUGAUGCCAUCAUAUCAGUGUCAUGCCACCCCCACCAAGAACAUGACUGCGUCUGGUGCACUUGGAAACGAAAAAAAAACAGUGAAAGAUCUAGUCUCUGGAGGACUGAUUUGUUUCUCUAAUAAACAUUUUGUAACAUCUCUGCACCUGCUGUGAUUGGCAUUGCCACUGGAAAAGACUCAAGAAAGUAUCAGGGGAAUGAUUGAUCUAUUCUUACGGUGACCAACUCACCGCACUCGCGACAUGAAAUUCUUUCCUCCAGGAGCUUUGUUUUUCAUGUUGAUGGAUUCGGGAACAUUGCAAAUUUGAGGACAAUACACUGUAUGCUUCAAUUGCAAAUUUGAAAUAGCUCGCGUUGCUUUAUAUAUGCAUCUCUCUGUCCAUGCAUUUCUGAAAUUCUUUCGAUGUGAAGUUAAUGUUGCCCAUAUAAUUUUUUACAGUUUUACAAAUGUUACGCGAUAUCUUGUGAGUAGUCUUGGUGCAAGUAUUCAUUGGCCGGAGGUACUAUAUAGUUGGUACUCCGGGUUACCCAAUAUUUUUCCGAUGAAAACUCAAGUCAGAUUAUGAAACUCAAGUUGGUAUCUGUAUCAUGACAUGUCGCAAGGUAUUUACUCUAAUCUCAGUUGAUUUGUUAA